Alnus glutinosa is the source of this 2088-nucleotide messenger RNA. RefSeq names its product phosphoribosylamine--glycine ligase. Gene Ontology annotation, biological process: purine nucleobase biosynthetic process. Gene Ontology annotation, molecular function: metal ion binding; ATP binding; phosphoribosylamine-glycine ligase activity. The transcript is spliced from 5 exons. Bases 154 to 1752 code for a protein of 532 amino acids. Lineage: Eukaryota; Viridiplantae; Streptophyta; Magnoliopsida; Fagales; Betulaceae. The record is from RefSeq and is a predicted model, not a curated record.
AAGCCUUGAAAGGCUUAAACCCUCAGACUCAGUCCUCUCCUCUGCUUCUUCUUUCCCUUCCUCCGUUCAAAUUCAAGCCCGGAGACAGAGAGCGAGAGGCAGGGCCGGCAUUCCUCGAAAACCCAAAGGGGCAUUUCCGGUACAGAAAAAAACAUGUCUUGCGCCACCACCGCCGCUUUCGACCUCGUAUCUUGUCUGAAACGACAUAGCACCGCCACUGCCAUUAACCACGUGCCACUUCCGAAGCCGUUCGUACGCUGUCGUUUCAGUUACUCUUCGUCUUCGGCGUCGUUCUCUGUGGGACCCCUCUACUCCAGCCCCGCCAAUAACCAGUCGCGUUGUUUCGACGGCUCUCGAUCGUUCUACUGCUCUGCCCUGAAAUCACAGCCGUCGGCUUCCCUUGGCGUCCAGACCACUCCUCCGUCUGAAGAAGAGAGGGUGGUGGUUUUGGUCAUUGGUGGAGGGGGAAGAGAACAUGCACUUUGCUAUGCCUUGCAGCGAUCUCCCUCCUGUGAUGCAGUAUUCUGUGCGCCUGGUAAUGCCGGGAUAUCCAACUCAGGAAAUGCCACUUGUAUUUCGGACCUUGACAUCUUGGAUAGUGCAGCUGUAAUAUCCUUCUGCCGCAAAUGGGGUGUGGGAUUGGUUGUUGUGGGACCAGAGGCUCCUCUUGUUUCAGGCCUUGUAAAUGAUCUAGUUAAGGCUGGAAUCCCUACAUUUGGUCCUUCAGCCGAGGCUGCUGCUUUGGAGGGUUCCAAGAACUUCAUGAAGAAUUUAUGUAACAAAUAUGGAAUCCCUACUGCAAAGUAUAAAACAUUUACAGAUCCAUCUACAGCAAAGCAAUACAUUCAAGAGCAAGGGGCACCAAUUGUUAUCAAAGCAGAUGGAUUGGCAGCUGGAAAAGGAGUUGUCGUUGCUAUGACUGUGGAGGAAGCAUAUGAAGCUGUCGAUUCAAUGCUGGUAAAGGGCACUUUUGGUUCUGCUGGUUGCCGUGUCAUUGUUGAAGAGUGUCUGGAAGGAGAAGAAGUAUCUUUUUUUGCCUUAGUGGAUGGAGAGAAUGCCCUUCCUUUAGAGUCUGCUCAGGACCAUAAACGAGUUGGGGAUGGUGAUACAGGGCCCAAUACGGGUGGGAUGGGGGCAUACUCUCCUGCACCCAUCUUAACAGAGGAACUUCAGUCGUUGGUCAUGAAAUCCAUAAUUCUCCCUACAGUGAAAGGAAUGGCUGAAGAGGGGUGCAAGUUUGUUGGGGUUUUGUAUGCUGGCCUCAUGAUCGAGAAAAAGUCUGGCUUACCAAAGCUAAUUGAGUACAACGUGCGAUUUGGAGAUCCAGAGUGUCAGGUCUUGAUGGUUCGAUUGGAGUCGGAUCUGGCACAAGUUCUGCUUGCAGCUUGUAGAGGAGAGCUAAGUGGAGUAUCCUUGAGCUGGUCCCCAGGGUCUGCCAUGGUGGUGGUAAUGGCAAGUAAGGGCUACCCUGGGGCAUAUGAGAAGGGAACUGUGAUUCGGAACCUUGAAGAUGCACAGCAUGUUGCUCCAUGUGUUCAGAUAUUUCAUGCUGGAACAACCCAAGACUCGGAAGGCAACUUCAUUGCUGUUGGGGGACGUGUUCUUGGGGUUACAGCCAAGGGAAGAGACCUUGAAGAGGCACGAGAUCGAGCUUACCAGGCUGUUGAUGAAAUCAACUGGCACGGCGGAUUCUGCAGGCGGGAUAUCGGUUGGAGAGCACUUCCCCAUAAACAAUUUGCUACAAAAGGGUGAACUAGUCCAAAGAUUGAACGGAAAAAGUCCAGCAUUUCUCGAUACAUGGAAUCCCUAAAUGGAAAAAAUGUUUGAAAUAGCAAAAUAGAUAUGUAAGCCAAAAAAGGAUGCAGCACGUUUGUUUAUACUUUGCAAAUGUGAAUGUUUCAAGUAAUUUGGAGUGAAAUUUUGAAUGCGAAGUCCACCAGUAUUGGGCAAACUAUAAUUUGGAGUUCACCUGCUUGGGGUAGGUAGGCAGGCCCUACACCUGUAUUUUUUUAUGGGGCAGUUCGAGCCAAAUUGUAGACAAACUCGAUCCUGAAAAGUUAUGUUUAUGUAACAAAUUUGAGAUUUUCA